Molecule: messenger RNA, 1996 nt
Organism: Microcebus murinus (gray mouse lemur)
Lineage: Eukaryota; Metazoa; Chordata; Mammalia; Primates; Cheirogaleidae
Gene: APTX
Product: aprataxin
Biological process (GO): single strand break repair
Cellular component (GO): nucleus
Molecular function (GO): single-stranded DNA binding; single-strand break-containing DNA binding; DNA 5'-adenosine monophosphate hydrolase activity
Source: RefSeq, a predicted model, not a curated record
CGCCGGAAGUGGAGAGGCACGGACGUAGUAACGUGAAUGUAUCGGUCUCCGCCGUCUCGAGUGAAGAUGCGGGUGUGCUGGUUGGUGAGACAGGACAACCAGCACCAGCGAAUCAAACUGCCCCAUUUGGAAGCAGUUGUGAUUGGGCGUGGCCCAGAGACCAAGAUCGCUGAUAAGAAAUGUUCUCGUCAACAAGUGCAAUUGAAAGCAGAGUGUAACAAGGGAUAUGUCAAGGUAAAGCAGGUAGGGGUCAAUCCCACCAGCAUUGACUCAGUCAUAAUUGGGAAGGACCAAGAGUUGAAGCUGCAGCCUGGCCAGGUUCUCCACAUGGUGAAUGAACUUUAUCCAUAUAUUGUAGAGUUUGAAGAAGAGGCAGAGUGCCCUGGCCUGGAAACACACAGGAAGAGAAAGAGAUCAGGCAACAGUGAUUCUAUAGAAAGGGAUGCUGCCCAGGAAGCUGAGCCUGGGACAGGGCUGAAACCUGGGAGCAGCCUGAGCCAAUGCUCUGUGCCCGCAAAGAAGGAGAAAGAUGCACCUACCAAAAAGGAAUCACUAGGCCAUUGGAGUCAAGGCUUGAAGAUAUCUAUGCAGGACCCCAAAAUGCAGGUUUACAAAGAUGAGCAUGUGGUGGUGAUUAAGGAUAAGUAUCCUAAGGCCCGUCAUCACUGGCUGGUCUUACCAUGGGCCUCCAUUUCCAGUCUGAAGGCUGUAACCAGGGAACACCUUGAACUCCUCAAACACAUGCACACUGUGGGAGAAAAGGUGAUUGCAGAUUUUGCUGGGUCCAGCAAACUCCGCUUCCGAAUGGGCUACCACGCCAUUCCUAGUAUGAGCCAUGUACACCUUCAUGUGAUCAGCCAGGAUUUUGAUUCUCCUUGCCUUAAAAACAAAAAACAUUGGAAUUCUUUCAAUACAGAAUACUUCCUAGAAUCACAAGCUGUGAUAGAGAUGGUACAAAAGGCUGGUAGAGUGACUGUCCGAGAUGGGAUGCCUGACCUCUUGAAGCUGCCCCUUCGUUGUCACGAGUGCCAGCAGUUGCUGCCUUCCAUUCCUCAGCUGAAAGAGCAUCUCAGGAAGCACUGGACAAAGUGAUUCUGCAGAGCCUGAACUUCUGCCUCAAGUGUGGCCGAUGGUUUGGAGCAAACUACUGGCACCUGUUGUGGGUUGCUUGUGAACUUUUACUCACUUCCUGAAUUAAAACUUGCAGCUUUUUUACAAAGCUUAUUCUGUUCUUGAGUGGCCACAGUGUAGGAUGACUUGAAAUAGUUCAGGAAUUAUCGACCUGUGUUUGUCAUGGAUGCAUUCUCUGGUGAGGGUGGCUGGGACAUGCCAGAUUCCCCAUCUCCAGGACCCGUGUCAGGUCUGACAAAUGGGAGCAAAGCCAUGGUCACUGUUGUCUAGUGCAGAAUAUAGAAGCAGAGAGCUGGUUAUAUGUUUCUGUUCCUUAUAUUUAUCCUCCCUCCCUGGAGGCCUGGGGCACCCUUUCAUCAGAGUAGCUAGAGUGGUCUCUUAUUUAUCCUGAAGGCACUAAUGGGUCUUGUUUUCUGAUCUUAGUCUGUUUUGUAAUGUUCAUCUUCCCUCCUUCAUGGGGAGGCUUACUUUCUCCCAUCCUUCCAUUCCUUUGUAUCCAAGAUCACCCACAUACUCCCUUCUCAGGAAGUCUAUCUCAUUUGUUUUUUUGCUGUUGGCAAAGAGGCUGGAUUAGGGGGUUAAUUAUGGGUAGAGUUUUAUUCUAAUCUCAGGGGUUCCUGGCUGGUGAAGAAACACUUGGCCAUAUGUUCAUCAUGGUUCAGCUGUAAGUCUUCUUCCUGGUCUGCUUGGACCUGUUGUAUGAAAAUAAAGUUUAUUUGUUUGAGGCAUCUCUCCUAAGUAGUUGAAGACUGUUGGAAGUUCAGCUGACAAUCACAGAGUAAGUUCUAAUGCAUGAAAAGAUAAUUGGUGAAUGAAAAAAGUUACAUAAAAUCAACUUUAUUUUUCCCUGACAACAAAUAUGGAU